UGGUCUCUCCGUCAAAUUAGAAGAAGCUGGCAGGAAGCCAGGAAAUCACCAAAAGAAGAGAAAAACAAUUACAAGAAUAAGCAGAUGUGUUGUGUCUCUACCCCCGUUGUGUCCUUUAUUAGAGUUGGAAAUGGCUUCUCUACUUCCAAAUCUCAGAUCAUGAACUGUCUCCUCAGUAAACGUAAACAUGACAUUUUUUUUCACCGACAUUGCAGAGGGAGUAGCAAAGACUGUCUCUUGAUGGGGGGUGUGGUGGAAGUCUGCUGGUUCUGUCCUGGGGGGGAAGAUGAAGAAAGAUUUGACAACUGCUUGACCUUCACCAAUCUUCAUGGAGACGCAAAGGAACAUGAGAAGCAACUCAUCUUCCUGCAGGAGGUCUCUUCUCUCAUUGUUGUCCUCAUGUCUACUUCAGAUGACAAUAAAGAAAACCGAAAAAUUGUCCGUGAAUUGAGUCAGUCAUCAAGGCCUCUGAUCUGUUUGCUUGAUGACAAAGAAAAAACCAUGGCCAAUACCUCUAAACAGAAAGCAUUCAUUGGGAUCAGGAACAGAAAUGAGGCAGAAUUAACAGAGGAGCUCGCUACUACAAUCACACGUUUGCUAGAGCUCUCAGACGCUGUUCUGAGCAUAGAGGACUGUUCCCACAUUGCUCGCAAGCAAGGAUUCUUUAUUGAUGAAGACAAGAGAGAGUGCAAGGAAGCCAAAGAAAAGGCAGAGAUCCUAAUGGCCCUUCUGAAAGAAACGAACAUAUCUCAGGUGAAAGAAAACUUACUACCCCUCCAGGGACAACUGUGGCAUCUUUGGUGCAAAAAGGACAAAGAACUCUAUCACCUGAGAGAAAAGGGGAAUCGGAGCAUUGAACAACACAAAUGUGAGAUUGAGACAGAAAAACAGAGAAUACGACAUGAACAGUUGAACAGAGCCUUUCCUCUCAAUGAUUUAAUGCGCUCUGUUCUUGAAAUUCUCCAAACACAUUCAGAAACUCACACCACACUCUACUUUUUGCAAUGGCUGAGUAUGUUUUUAGACAAACUGACUGCAGGACACUUGGAAAAACUGAAUGAAAAGCAAAAGAUUUUGUGGUCACUGAUACAAACAGAAAAGCAAAAGGCACCAAAUAGCAACAACCUGAAAGUUCGGCAAAAUGAGGUAGAAGCUAUCGCCACAGAGAUUAGUGACUGUUCCUUGGGAAUUGAGCAACUUCUCAGAGAAAUUGGCCAGAUCUAUGAAGCUCUGGAAGAGGCUUCGUCCACAAAAGAUAUGCUUUUUCUCUCCCUUCCCCAGAUUGCUGCAGAUCUAAUGAUAUCUGGUGUGCCCAUUGAGCUGAUGGAUGGGGACGCUUCAUAUGUGCCUCUAAAGUGGGUGACAGCUCUUUUUGACAAGCUCUCUGAGAAACUUGGAAACAAACGGCUGUUUGUUCUUUCCAUUCUUGGCCUGCAGAGCUCAGGGAAGUCCACCCUGCUGAAUGCACUUUUUGGGCUGCAGUUCACUGUCAGUGCUGGGAGGUGUACCCGGGGGGCCUACAUGCAGCUCCUGAAGGUGGAGGAGACAUUCUCAGAGGAACUUGGCUUUGACUUUGUGCUUAUUGUGGACACAGAAGGACUUCGGGCCCCAGAACUGAGCAACAAAUCUAAGAAUCGUGACAAUGAGUUGGCAACGUUUGUUAUUGGACUUGCAAACUUGACUCUGAUCAAUAUUUUUGGGGAAAAUCCAUCAGAAAUGCAAGAUAUUCUCCAAAUAGUUGUCCAAGCCUUUUUGAGGAUGAAACAAGUAAAAAUCUCCCCAAGUUGCCUCUUUGUCCAUNCCGGCAGCCAGUCCAUGGACACAGCAAAGUCCACCGCUGAUGAGCCCCUUCUCAGAGGCAAAAAAAGGCAGGAUCUCCAAGAGAUGCUGAGAGAAGUAGGACUGGCAGUUGAGUACUGGUUGCCCAAGCUGCAGGAACAUCUGAGUGUGACCAGUGUCCAGGCCCUACAACACCUAGAAGACAAAGACCUCCAGCAGCUGAAAUCCCAGGCACAGUAUCCCUGGGAGAAAAGGGCCCUGGAGAAGCUGCUUCACCUGUCACACUCAAAUAGCCUUUCAGAGUUCCAGGAAUCUCAGGUGGAAAUGAUAAAGAAACAGCAACAGAAGGCAGAGCACGUGCUACAGGAGCUAAAAAAUUUGCUGUCAGAAGGCAGACAACAACACGAAGAGGCAGUGAGGAAAAAAGAGACAGAGCUGAGGCAGGUGAUGGAAAUCCCAGAAGAAUACUGGCCACCCCUUGAAAAGUGCCUAAGAGAGGUCAUGGAAAACAUGCAGAGACAACUCAACCUCACGGAGGGGACACUGUCUCACAGGCAAAACCUCCCAGAUAGAGAUCUGGUGAGAUGGGCAUCUGGAGGGCUGGCCCUGCAGGGAAUUUACAAAACCAGCUACCAAAGAGACCUUAUAGAGAAGAGGCAGGAGCUACUCAGUGUCCCUAAGGAGUUCUCACUCUAUGGCCCUGAGCAGGGCACACGAAUGGAAACACAGGAAUUUACAUCUUCUCAUGCAGAAGCUAUGUUCACCCAGGCAAUAGAGAAGCUGGGCUUCAGCGUAACUGCUUCAGCCAAGGGUGGAGGUUGGGGAUUUAGCUUGGAAACUGGUAUGGAUCACAGCGAACAUUCAGAAUCCAAGGAAACCCAUCAAUCACAUUCUGAACAGUCUUAUUUCUGUUCUACCAAGUUCAGUUAUGUCCCACUCGCCUCCUGCCACUUUCCCAUUGAUCAGCUCCAGUUCUCCAAGGCUGCUCUCCAGGAAUUGAAAUGCUUUGAAGAUCUCCUGGAUCAGCCCGCAGGCCUAGACAGACCCCCCUUGCUAAGACACAGGGCUGAAGCUUUCUUCCACAGGUUUGGCUCUCAUGCUAACCAGGGCCCUUUGCACCUGGGAGGAAUCUACUGGUGGAAAGCUAUUUCAGAGGGUUUCCAAAGUGAGCAGCUGGCAGAAGUGAAACAGCAGUCAGCAGAGUCCCUGAAUAGUUACAUAAGGGGCAGCUACAGUGGUUUUGGAGUGAAAGUAGCUGCAGGUGUGGAUGUGUCAGACUCUCAAUCAAACACGUCCUCCCAAAGCACAACAUGCCAAAAUCUCCAAACCAAAGUCCAACUAUCUGUGGCCCACACAGGUGGCCCACCAGAAGCAAAUAGCUUUUUCCAGUGGAAAGUUGGCCUAGUUGCCAGUAAUCAAACCUGGUGUGUCAUUGACCGGGGACUUCAGCUGGUGCCCAUUUGGGACAUCAUCCUCUCCAACCACAGAAGGGAUUUUAAGAAUCCUCUUCAGGUAGCUACCUUGCUGAAAGACAGCUACACUGCUCUGAAUAGCCUCCCUGCACAGAUCCAAUAUGGAGAAGAAUUAUUGAGUGUUGGGAAGGAGGCUAGGGUUUUCCUAGAGGAUGUGAAUUCCUGGGAGCAAGAACAGUGCUCAGAUGUAUCCCGCUUUAGUGAUGUCAUUAACUUUGAUGUCAAUACUCAUGUCUACUACUUCGCUCACCUCUGGGAUGGCAAUCCCCCAAUGGCCCCUCCCAAUCCUCGCUACAGUCACAACGUCCAGGAACUGAAAACUAGAAUUCUUAUGACUGCCAAACAGCAAUCCAGGGGGAGCAUCAUGAAGAUAUCGGAUGUAAAAUCAAGAGUUCAAGAUUUAUGGAGAGCCCUGGUGAAUGAGAACUUUAUUUUCAGUUUCAGGAACACCCGAGAGGUCAUGGCCAUGAGCAAAUUGGAAACCAUGUAUAACAGCUGGACCUGGGAGCUGAGGAGUCAUGUGCUAGGCCUGCAGAACCAGCUGAUCAACCAGAUUCAAAAUGGAAAAAUCCAGACCCUCAGAACAAGCACAGUUGAGGCUCCAGUAGCUGAAAAAUAUGAAGCCAUCAAGCAAGAACUUGAAAAAUAUUUUAAUGAAGAUUCAGAGAGUGAAAUAUUGAUUCAGUGGAAAGCAAAUUUUGAAAAUAAGCUACUGAUCCUUAAAGAGGCUCUUAUUUUAGACAGCGAAAGAAAAGUCGAAGGACUUAUUAAUUAUAAAAAGGGUCAGGAAAGGCUGGAUAAUGAAAAGGCACGUUAUGAAAAGGAAUUAUUGGAAAAAAGCAGAAAAUUGGCUUCAGAGGUAAAGGACAAGGAAUUUAGUGAGGAAGAGUUAUUUAAAAAAUUCAAUCAACUUUGGGAAAAAUGGGUCUACGCUGUAUCCUCAACUCUCCCUCCAGUCACAGAUCCUGACAUUGAUGUGGAUUCUGAAAGCAUCCUUUUGGAGUAUUUUAAAAAGGAGAAAGGCAUGGUUUACAUACUGAAGAAAAAGUCUGGAAAACCAUUUCAAGUCAAUUAUGAUGAACAUAUCAAAAUGAGCAAGAAAUUACUCUUCUUUACAAAGCAUUUAGAGGAAUAUGACAAAGAGUCCAUAAUGAGAACCACUGAGCAUGUUACUUCAAGAUUUACUGAAACUAUGAAAAAUCUUCAGAGGCAACAACAUGAUUACAAUCCGAGUUAUUUCCAUGAAAUCCUGAGAAUAAUAGAAGAGGGGAUAAAAUCUGCUUCCUCUGAGGAAAGAUACACAUUUACAAGUAAAUAUAAAAUUGACUUAUCUUUGUGUUUAUUCCAAAGAGCAGCAGAGCAUUUUAAGGAGAUGCAUAGGGUAUUCCCUGCAUUCAAUGGAAACAGAACUAACCUGGAGAAACACAUUCUCAUCUCUCUGGCAGAAAAAGAAAAUUUCAAUGAUUACUGGGAGUACCUUCAUAAUUCAGAAUCAUUUUUUAAGAAUUAUAUUCAAAUCCAUAUAAAAAGGUAUUGUUCAGACAAAAGAAGUGAAACAAUGAAAACUUUUUUAGAACUAUGUUUAGGUGACAUCAAGAAUGCCAUCCUCUCAGCUAUUCAUGAAUCCACUGUAAUAGCUAAAGAUAAAAGCAGCACUGUUUCUGGGUGGCUGGAUUUGUUCUGUGAUCACCUGGGAAGUAACUUGAUCUUUCCACGAAAUGACUUGCUAAGCAUUGAACACCAGGAGAUAAAAGAUAUUGAGUUUCUCAAAGAAACUAUGACUAAGGCUUUGGAUCCCACAAUGAAGAUAGUAGAACAGAAGUGUUUGAGUAUGUCUGUAGAAGAUAUUGUUACUAAAAUCCAGAAAAUGCUCUCUGAACAUCUCUGUGGAUGCUGGAAACAGUGUCCCUUCUGCAGAGCAAUUUGUACAAACACAAUCCCCACACAUGACGGAGACCACAGUGUUCCCUUCCACCGUCCUCAGGCUGUCUGUGGGAUCCAAUGGCAUAAAACAGACAACUUUGUCAUUGAUUCCUGUACUAGUUUAGUAGCAAGUGAUUGUUUAUUAGUUUUGAGUGAGGACCACAAGAUCCCAUAUAAGAACUAUCGACAGGCAGGAGGGGACUAUGCCACGUGGAGCAUCACCCCAGACUCAUCCACCCAGCCCUACUGGAAAUGGUUUGUCUGUCACUUCAGAUCAAACCUAGAAGAAAAAUAUGAGCGAAAAUUUAUAGGUAGAGGUAAAAUUCCUGAUCAAUGGUUCAAAAUCACAAAGCAAGAUGUGCUUGAUGACUUGAAAAAACAAUAACACUCAAUAACCACAAGAGCAUGAGAAUGUGAACAAAAGAAUUACAUCACCUGAACAAAACUAAGAUACUUCCUUCUCACGAGAACCUCAUUAUUUCCAUUUUUCAAAUGAAAUAUCUUGAAAUAAAUCAAGUAACAAUUGCAUGA
This is a messenger RNA of Hipposideros armiger (great roundleaf bat), 5705 nucleotides long. RefSeq names its product interferon-induced very large GTPase 1-like. NCBI's taxonomy places the organism in Eukaryota, Metazoa, Chordata, Mammalia, Chiroptera, Hipposideridae. Gene Ontology annotation, molecular function: GTP binding. The record is from RefSeq and is a predicted model, not a curated record. The transcript has 4 exons. The annotation marks the transcript as partial.